Messenger RNA from Carassius gibelio (silver crucian carp), 8181 nucleotides. It is a transcript of the gene phldb1b, whose product is annotated as pleckstrin homology-like domain, family B, member 1b. NCBI's taxonomy places the organism in Eukaryota, Metazoa, Chordata, Actinopteri, Cypriniformes, Cyprinidae. Gene Ontology annotation, cellular component: basal cortex. The transcript has 27 exons. Gene Ontology annotation, biological process: regulation of microtubule cytoskeleton organization. The coding region runs from base 944 to 5731 and encodes 1595 amino acids. Gene Ontology annotation, molecular function: protein binding. The record is from RefSeq and is a predicted model, not a curated record.
UGAGUAAAUUCACAUGAGAUCUCAAAACCCAUAAAUUAUAAUUUCCAUAAUCUUCAUCUAAAGUAACAAAUUAACAAGUGAGAUGAAAAGCAACGCUCUUCUAAAGCAUUCCUUAAUCAUGAAACAUCAAGCUCUUUUUGGCUGGCUUAGAGCCAGCAGACCUCUCCGAAUCACUCGACGUGCCCCUCCUGUUAGCGAGGAGAUGAAUUAUGGUGAGAAUCAAAACAGAGAAGGGAAAAGAGUUGAGCUCAGUCACAACUGCAAACCGGUGAGAAACACAGCAGCCAGUGGUUCGGAUGAUGACUUGUGUUUCUCAUUGGAGAGAAGCACCUGAUUCUAGAAGAGCAGCUUUUCUUUGGUGUGGUGCCAGUAAGAGUCAGGACUGACUCAGGACUAUACAAACAGUGACAAAACCCGGACUGACCUCAAGUCUCCAGUGCUCUGGCUCCUUUCCAAGAAACCCUCAAAGAGAGGAACAGUACUGUGUGAUGCCAGUGGUGUUUGUGCACCUUCAGAAAAGUGUGUUUCAGUCUUUCCUGAAAUGGACUUAUUUCUGCAGCAGGGGUCUCUGCAAGGUUAGUGAACAAGCGAGGAGUUCUUUGACUGGAAGAAAGAGUGCCUUGUUGUGUCAGGCUAGGAGUGGUUGACAGGACAGGAAGGCAGAACGAGUGAGCGGGGGAGAGAGACAGUCACAGAGAGAGACGACUUUUGUCCCGUGCUGGACAGGAGAAUCUGCUUUGUGUCUGUGAUGGUUGGGUUCAGAAGUGCGCCAGGAAGAAACUCGCAACAUCUCGCUACCGUCCUCAAGACUCUAUCCAUCUUCAUAAUGUCUUCUGAAUGAGGAGCCAUGUGUUCGCUUACAGACGGUUUUGUUUCAUAGGCUGCCAGAAAGUUUGCACAGGAUUCUCAUGUCCCUGAGCGAGUAAGUGAAAACACGCUGGCCAUGGAUAGUUUGAACCAAAAUCUUACCAGUAGACAUCAGUCUCAUCAAGUGCUCCAGAGCACUCCACUGGAUUUGAUUGAGACUGGGAAAGCCCUGAAGGUCCAAGCAGAGCGCCCGCAUUUGGUCAGUCUAGGAAGUGGCCGUCUCAGUACAGCCAUCACCCUCUUACCCCUGCCUGAAGGAAAGACCACUCUGGGUCACGGAGCCAUGGACAUCAACAUCCAGGGCCCAGGGAUUGCUGCUCAGCACUGCUUCAUAGAAAACAAGGCAGGACUCAUCACGCUGCACCCCUGUGGAAACCAGUGUAGCAUGGACGGACUACCGGUCACCAAACCUGUGCGCCUGUCUCAAGGCUGUAUGCUGUGUUUCGGCCAAUCUGCCUUUUUCCGUUUCAACCAUCCAGAGGAGGCUUUCCGAAUGAAACGCAUGAUGCCUGAGGGAGGACAAACAGCCAGUGUGAAAAACUGGGCCUACACAGAUUCUGAGAACCUGGUCAAUGGGAACCACUCAUCAAGAGCACCAAAAUCUAACUCGGUCUCCAACGAGAGCGUGCGCCCUGAUCAAAGUGCCAUCGUCAGUUCCAUUGAGAAGGACCUUCAGGACAUUAUGGACUCAUUAGUCAUGGAUGACCCUCAGCCCUCUUCCUCUGAGUCAAAGAAGCCCUCUGGUCAGCCCAUAUCUCAGUCUCCCUUGUCCCCCAUGUUAAAUGGUGGGGGGCGCUUCCUUCUCUCACCCCCAACAAGCCCUGGUGCUAUGUCCGUGGGCUCCAGUUAUGAGAAUACCUCUCCUCCUUUCUCUCCUCUCUCAUCCCCAUCUGCUGCCAGCAGUGGCAGCUAUGCCAGUCCAUCUCCAAGUGGUUGUCAGAACCAGCUUCACAUGCUUCCUCCUGUGCCAGUGAGGUCUUCUAGUUACAAUUACACUAGCCAGCCACCCAUACCUCAGCCACGGACCAUACUGCCAAGCUAUUCCUGUGGCAACAGUGGGCCAAAGGUGCCUGAGAGUCCCAGACUACAGCGAAAGGCUCUUUUAGAAGCACCGCCGAGCCCAAAGCCAAGUCGUAGGGGGUUGAACCAAGACAGCUUGGUGGCUAAAACCCCAGACAGCCCCAUACAGACUCACAUUCUGCCCUCAGUCUCAAUCUUUACUGCUCCGACUGAUCACCCAUCUGUCAGUCGGGUUCCAGUUCCAGGUAGUCCCAAACUGACCCCCAAAUUCUCCACCGCAUCCCCAUCCUCUUCGCCCUCUAGUCCUAGAACCAAAACUGCCAUUGUUCUCCAGGAUCGGCCCUCAAGUCCUUUCCGAGAGCAGCCUCAGUCAGAUCGCUCCAUGACCUCUAGCCCAUCUAACCAACUCUCCCCACCCUCGCGAUCUUUCCAGCCCCCUUUGGACCCCAUUGUCCACAUCAUUCAGGGUGGACCUCCACACCCACAUCCUCGCACAUUGCAGCCUCCAGAAAGUCCGCGGCUGGCCCGCAGGAACCUUGAAGGGAGCAGCAUGAGGGAGCUUCCUCCUCUUAGCCCCUCUAUAGCUCGCAGGGGGGUUCCUGUGCUCCCUGGAGCUCUACCGGGAACCCUGCGGACUCCAGAGAGUCCAUCCCCAAGAAUGGUGCCAGAGAGUCCCAGACUCAGGAGGAAAGCAGGGUCUCCUACAGAGGAGCCAUUUAGCCCUCGUGGGGUGCGUGCUCGUAGUCCUUCACCCACCUCUGGACUGAUGGGGGAAGGCAGUGGACAGAAGGCCAGUUUUGGGAACUCGCUGUCCUCUGCAUUCAGCCUGGGUUCUCUGCCUGGUUCAUCGCCACGAUCAAGUCCUAGGAGCCACAGAAAGAUGUCAGCAGGCCACAAGGACCUUCGGAUGCCUCACCCUGGCAUGAGGGAGCGCAAAAAUAGCAUCACAGAGAUCAGCGACAAUGAGGAUGACCUUCUGGAGUACCACCGGCGCCAAAGAGAAGAGCGACUCAGAGAGCAAGAAAUGGAGAGGCUGGAACGGCAGCGGCUGGAAACAAUCUUGAACCUCUGUGCCGAGUACAACAAGGGUGACGGGCCUGCGGGAGAUCUGGGCAGGAUGGGCGUCUCUGGGCUAGGCUCAAGGGACGGGCUUAACGUCAGACGUCCUUCCUUGGACAGUAUGAGCAGUGCUUCCCUAAGGGUGGCGCAGAGACAUCGUGAAAGCCAAGAGGAGAACCUGAAGGAGGACAGUAGUAGCACUGAGAGUGCGCAGCAGGACAGACGGACCCCAGCAGAUCUGUUAAAUGGACAAAAUGGACAGGCAGAGGACAGCAUUGGCCGUCUGGAACUGGGAUACCUGGAGGAGGAGCGCGUUCGGGUGCUGGCAAAGGUAGAUGAGCUCAAAGCUCGAAUCACAGAACUGGAGCAGCAACUUCAGGAGUCCAAACAGGAGGCGGAGAUGGAAAGAGCUCUGCUGCAGGGAGAGAGACAGGCCGAGCUGGAGCAAAUUGAGGCCGAGACAGAGACUAUCAACCAGCUGCAGCACAAACUCAGCGAACUGGAGAGCACCAUCCAGAGAGAGAAAGACAAGGCAUGCCAUUCUUUCGGAUGGCCACUCAAGGCCCAUUCUGGUCUCGAUUGCCAUCCCCAGGAGAGGGCUAAUGUUGACGCAGAGCGGGAAGCCCUGGAGAGGCUUCAGGAUGGGUACAAUGAGUUGACGAGCCAGCUCCAUAACUGCCCUGAGUCUCUGAGGGAGCAGUUACAGGAACAACUCAAGAGGGAAGCUGAGACUCUUGAAGCUGCGACUAAGCAGUUUGAGGACCUGGAGUUCCAGCAGUUAGAGAAGGAGAGCAGUCUGGAGGAGGAGCGCGAGACCAUCAGCCAGCAGCUGCUGCAGGACAGAGCUCAGUACCACAGCAGCGUCGCCAAAAGAAAAGAAAAGGUCACAGCAUUGGAAAGCCAAGCCAAUCAGCUGGGAAUACAGGCUGCUCAGGAGUGUGAGAGGCUGGCCAAAGACAGAAGUAUGGCAUUGCAGCUGCUACAGAAGGAAAAGGAAAGGCUGGCCAAUCUGGAGAGAAGAUACCAGAGCUUAACUGGUGGAAAGACAUUCCCCAAAAGCUCCAACACUAUAAAGGAGGAGUACUUGAAGCUGUCGGAUGUUUAUAAGAUGUAUGGGAGUGAUUGCCAUGACAUCCAGCUCGCCAACGCUUCCUCACACGGCCUCUCGCUUGCCCUUGACCCAGCUGUAACUGCCCCUCGUGAGGAGUAUGUGACCGUCGGCCAAUUAAACCAGAUCUAUGGGAUGCCGAAGGUGGAGUCUUCCCCUACCUCACCCAUCCAAUUACUUCAGUCUUCUCUCGCAGACUCCGCCUUCUCCUGCCUCCCCUCCCCUCGCGGCUCCUCCCUCUCUCUCUCCUUCGAGCGUCAGUCGGACUGGGGCAAGCCUCAGAUGCCCGCUCUAGAUUUAAAGCGCUGGUACCAGGAGGUAAUGGCAGCUGGAGAUGCAAACCAUCUCUGCCCUCCUCCUCCCCUCCCGGUUAAAGCUUUCUCAUCACGCAAGCCUGCGCAGGUAUACCGCUCUCGACUGGACAGUGAUGCCAGCCAAUCAUCAAUUUCGAGACCGAAAAUCAGUGCCGGUCUGUCCCCCACAUACACUACAGUAACACUGGGACGCAACACUCCUUCCAGGAGUCCUCUGAUGGUAGCCAACAGCACCGGGAGUCUCCCACGCAACCUGGCAGCCACCCUGCAGGACAUUGAGACCAAGAGGCAGCUGGCUCUCCAGCAGAAAGAAUUCUUGCCCUCCGUCUUUGAGUCGUCCUCCAGUACGGACAGUCCCACAGGCCAACAAGUGAUUGAUGAGCAGCGGAGGCGUCUGGCCGAGCUGAAGCAGAAAGCUGCAGUAGAGGCUCAGUGCCAGUGGGAGGCGCUCCAUGGCUCUCAAAUGCAGCUCAACAGUCCCUUUUCCUCAACCUCCGGGCCAGUAGUGCACCACUCCAUCCUGCACCACGCAGCACCCUCUUCUGGGGAACAGCCUUAUGACACCCUCAGCCUGGAGAGCUCGGACAGCAUGGACACCAGCAUCUCCACCGGAAACAACUCGGCCUGCUCUCCUGACAACAUGUCCAGUGCCAGUGGUAUGGAUGCGCUGAAGAUCGAGGAGAUGGAGAAGAUGUUGAAAGAGGCACAGCUAGAGAAAGCUCGACUCAUAGAGUCCAGAGAACGAGAGACUCAGGCCCGUAAACUCAUGCUAGAGGAGGAGAGAAGAAGAAGAGAGGAGGCGGAGAAGAGACUGCAGGAGGAGACGGUGCACAGACAGCAGCUGAUAGAGAAGGAGGUGAAGAUGAGGGCCAAAAACUUCUCUCAGGCCCGCCCGAUGACCCGAUACCUGCCCAUUCGCAAAGAGGAGUUUGACCUCCGUUCCCACAUCGAGUCCUCGGGUCACAGUGUGGACACGUGCUACCACGUGAUUCUCACCGAAAAGAUGUGCAAGGGCUAUCUUGUCAAGAUGGGAGGGAAGAUCAAAUCCUGGAGGAAGCGCUGGUUCGUCUUUGAUCGCCUUAAAAGGACGUUUUCCUACUACGCCGAUAAACAUGAGAGCAAACUGAAGGGCGUCAUCUACUUCCAGGCUAUCGAGGAGGUUUACUAUGAUCACCUGCGCAGUGCCACAAAGAAAGGAUUUUUCAAUCUGAAUUUGACAAACAGCCCCAACCCCUCCCUGACCUUCUGCGUGAAGACGCACGACAGACUGUAUUACAUGGUGGCCCCGUCCGCAGAGGCCAUGAGGAUAUGGAUGGAUGUGAUAGUGACAGGAGCCGAGGGCUACACGCAGUUCAUGAAUUGAGACAAAACCCACCGCUACUCGCUGACCCAAGUGUCAAAACGGAAACCGUUCGGCAGGGAGACUUCACAUGACCCAGACCUGUUAUUCCCAUUGAGAGGAAAAACUUUUAUUUUGUUGCUUCCUUUUUUUGUCUCCUCCUUUCCUGGAGAUGUUAUAUAUUCACUCAGAUACACAGACAGAUAUCCACCAGAGGCUUUCCAUGUCUGCCUGGAUUGAAAAAGGGAGAAGACAAAAAGACCCGAUGAACCAAACCUGCAGGUGGUGGCUCACUCACCAUAGACGAAAAUGCCUUUUUGCCGUCAGAGAUAUUUUUAAGUUGCAGUUUAAAUUUAACUUUCAUUUCAGUUUGUCCCAUGAUUUGUCUUUUCAAACACGAUGGGGAAAAUGCCAAAUGCCAUCAAGCCAUUCUGGAAUAGUGUUGCAUUAAAUAUUUGAUGGGAUCGACCGACACAAAAUGAUGAGAGGAUAUAAAUGAACUGCAGUACAUUUAAAUGAUGUUUUAAAUUAAAUAGAGCAUUAAAUUCACAUUUAAAAAUCCGGUAUCACUAAAACAAAGACUUGAUUCACCAAAGCUCACCUACCAGCUCAGGAGUCUAUAUUUAUUGUAGAGGGAUAUCAGCGACUCCUGUCCAAGUGUAUCCCACUGUGUCUCUGUGUUCCCAGCUCAUUCUUUUAGAUACAGAACCACAAACUCAUGCACACACACACACAUACCACAUACAACAGUAGAGUAUAUUUGCCAAGUCCUGACAACUUGAUCUUGUGAUUUGACUCCCAAGGGAGGCAGCCAUCACCUAUCACUGCCAGCCUACGAUAGUUUGGAAUAAUUGCCACAAACAAGAGAAAAAGAAACAACAUCAGAAUCAUGCAAGUCAUGCAGUGCCUUGAUAUUGACCCAUAUUUGUCAAUCUUCGUAUCUGAACUGUUACACUAGUGAAAAACAGCUGGAAUCACAGUCGUAAGGUGCGGUCACAUGAGCGAAAAUUUGAGGGUCGUAAAGGUCCUUCAUGAGUUGUUUUGAGAUGUAUGAAGUACAGCUCACACAGAAGUCAAAACAAGCAACUCAGUAAAUUCGCAUGAUCAGCUUGAAGUUGUUUUGACAUAUGCUUUGAAAUCAUGCAAAAUGCCAGAUUGCAUGGAUGACUUUUAAAAUUCGCCUGCGAAAAUUCACUGAACAACAGUAAAUUAGCGAAAAGUUAGUGAAAAUACAUAGGCAAACAAUGCCAAUUGCCUAUGUAAAAUUUGUAAACAGAUUUUUUUCCCCCAGAAACAACAGUACAUUUGUGAAAAUGUAGUAAAGAAUGACGUUAAAAAAAAAUGCUAAUUAAGGUACAGCUCAUGCAGAGGUUACAUUCAAAACAAUCAAGUUUUCUGGCUUUGUGUUGGUCAGCACAGUAAUUCACUUAUCCUACUUGAAUCAGUUCUGAAAUCUGCAUUGGGAAACUAUUCACCAUCAUGCAAAAUUCCCAAUUAAACUGAUGCCUAUUGAAAUUCGCCUAGAAAUUCACUGACGAAUAGUAAAUUAGCAAACAAAAUGUAAAAAAAAAUCUAAAACCUAGGCAAAAAAUUUGAAUUGUUUGCUGUCAAUAAUGUAGCGUCCAUAAAGUACAGCUCACACAGAAGUCACUUUAAACUAAGUAUCUUUCAGUUGGUUGAAUUCACGUGACCAUCUGAACCCUUGGUGAAAUCUGCAUAGAGAAUUUUCAUCGUCACUCGACAUACAUGGAUGUCUAUUGAAUUGACUGGAUUUUGCCUGCAAAAAUUCGCUAAACAUCAGUAAAUUAGCAAAACAUCAGCAAUAUUUCUCAAGCCCAAAAGAGGUCAAACCAAGCAACUUUAUGUUGGCUGAACUCAUGUGACCAGCUGAAGCGGUUGCAAAAUUUGUGUUUGGAAAUCUUUCGCAAUCACAUGAAAUUCCAGAUUGUGUGGAAAUCUAAUUGAAAUGAUUGGAUUUCACCUGCAAAAAUUCAUUAGGCAGUUGUAAAUGUGACCGCACCUUUAUUCCAUGUAUUGGGUUUUACUGUUUUAAGAGAUUGUGAACUGACACGUACUGUAAUUUAAAAAAAGGUGACCUAUUUAAAUCAGUCUGAUACUGCUUAAAUACAAAUUAGGGAGCUAUUUAAAUGGUUUAUCAGCUCUUUAAGAAUUAUUGAUGUUUUACAGGCAGGCUUUUAUCUAGUCUGUUCCACCUUGUGUUAGUUUGGGGAAAAAUAAAAUGUUUAUUUAUGGAUAGCGAUGUUACAUCUACGACACUGUUAAAAAAAAAGACCAACAUUUUCUGCUUUCUCCCGAAACCAAACUGUAUGUUGAAAUGAAAUCUACAGAGAAUUGAAACCAACAUGAAUAAUUAGUCUUCAUUUUGCGUGUAAGAUGUCUUGAGUACUAUCACAGAACUAGGUAAAAACAGUGUUGUAAAAUGUUGAACAUGAAUACAUUCACAGUUUUCCUUA